GCCAAGCUGUUCGCCACGGCGUCGUCUCAGUUGGCGCGUCCCACUUCCGUGUCCGCGGAGUCGCUUCUCUUCUGCGUCGCCUCCGAGGACUGCGCCGAGCUGAGAGAUUUCAAACGACGCAAGGAACGAGGACGCAUCGAGGUGGAGAGCGUCCACGUGGUGGAGAAGGCGAGCCUGGGCGUGAGCGCGACCGAGGUGGCCGGCAACAACGACUCGAGCGUCGGCGGCGGCGGGGGCGUGCCGCCGGGGCUGCCCUUUCAGGUCGGCUAUCGAGAGGCUGGGCAAGAGUACACGCUGUACCUCGUCGCUGCGAGGGAACAGGAUCGCGCCGACUGGAUUCGAGCUCUACGUGCUGUGUGCAGCGAGAACCCGGGCCUGAGCGGGCGCUACCACACGGGCUACUGGAGCGGCAAACGGUGGUCCUGCUGUCGCGUGUCCAGCCGCUCGGCCGAGGGCUGUGACACCUGCAGCUUCUGGUCGCAGCCGAGCAACAACAGUACCACCACCACCACCACCACCACCACCACCACCGGGACUAGUAUCAUCAACAGCACGACGACAGCGUCCUCGAAGCAACAGCAGCAGACGGCCAACACCGUGACGUGCGGUGCGGCGCCGAGCGUCGCCUCCUCGACGAACAGCAGCAGCGCCGAGAGGCAAUCGUCCAACGCUUGCACCGCUGCGGCGUCUCCAGUGACGGCUGUGACCACCACAACCACCACGACGACGGGCUGCAACAACUCCGAGGCCAACAACAAUCCUGUCGUCCAGUCGCGCUCCAACAACGCUACACCUUCGACACCAGUGAUGCCGGGCGGUACGCCGGGAACGCCAUCCUCCAAAGCAAAGGAAAAAUUGAUGAUACGCAGCAAAGUCGUCGUCGCAUUGUAUCCGUUUCGAGCUAUCGAAGGUGGCGACUUGUCUCUUGAAAAGGGCGCGGAAUACGAGGUGCUGGACGAUUCCCAGGAGCACUGGUGGAAAGUCAAAGACGAGCAUGGAUCGAUCGGCUACAUUCCCAGCAACUAUGUCAAGGAAAAGGAACUGCUCGGCCUCCAAAAAUACGAAUGGUACGUGGGCGAUAUGUCGAGGCAGAGAGCCGAGUCUUUGCUCAAGCAGGAGGACAAGGAGGGCUGCUUUGUCGUGCGCAACUCGUCGACGAAGGGCCUCUACACCCUCUCACUGUACACAAAAGUACCUCACCCGCACGUGAAGCACUACCACAUCAAGCAGAACCAACGGGGCGAGUUUUAUCUCUCGGAGAAACAUUGUUGCGGCUCGAUUCCCGAUCUCGUUAAUUACCACCGGCACAACAGCGGGGGACUCGCCAGCAGACUCAAGGCCAGCCCUUGCGAUCGACCCGUUCCGCCGACCGCUGGACUCAGCCACGACAAAUGGGAAAUCGACCCAGCCGAGCUGCACUUGCUCGAGGAACUGGGCUCCGGUCAAUUUGGCGUGGUGCGAAGGGGAAAAUGGCGCGGAUCUAUCGACGUGGCCGUCAAGAUGAUGAAGGAGGGCACGAUGUCCGAGGACGACUUCAUCGAGGAAGCUAAAGUCAUGACCAAAUUACAGCACCAAAACCUAGUCCAGCUUUAUGGCGUCUGCAGCAAGGACCGGCCGAUUUACAUAGUCACGGAGUACAUGCGCCACGGAUCUCUGCUGAAUUACCUCCGUCGUCACGAGGCCACACUCGGAUCCAAUGUCGGAUUGCUCUUGGACAUGUGCAUACAGGUGUGCAAGGGUAUGGCGUACUUGGAGAGGCACAACUACAUACACAGGGAUCUGGCUGCGCGCAAUUGCCUCGUUGGCUCGGAGCACGUCGUCAAAGUCGCAGAUUUCGGUUUGGCCAGGUACGUGUUGGACGAUCAGUACACGAGCAGCGGGGGUACAAAGUUCCCGAUAAAGUGGGCCCCGCCCGAGGUGCUGAAUUACACGAGAUUCAGCUCAAAGUCGGACGUUUGGGCUUACGGCGUGCUCAUGUGGGAGGUGUUCACGUGCGGGAAAAUGCCAUACGGCCGGCUGAAGAACACCGAGGUCGUCGAGCGCGUCCAGCGCGGGAUCAUACUCGAGAGACCCAAGGCUUGUUUCAAGGAAGUCUACGAGGUGAUGAGAAAGUGCUGGGCCCACUGUCCCGAGGUCCGGCCGUCGUUCCGCGUGCUCAAGGAACAGCUGAUCAACGUGUCGCAGGGCCUGCUCAACGAUUGACUUAGUCUCCUGCGGUGC
Copidosoma floridanum is the source of this 2220-nucleotide messenger RNA. It is a transcript of the gene Btk29A, whose product is annotated as tyrosine-protein kinase Btk29A. Lineage: Eukaryota; Metazoa; Arthropoda; Insecta; Hymenoptera; Encyrtidae. The record is from RefSeq and is a predicted model, not a curated record. Gene Ontology annotation, biological process: intracellular signal transduction; protein phosphorylation. Gene Ontology annotation, molecular function: ATP binding; protein tyrosine kinase activity; protein binding.